Messenger RNA from Dryobates pubescens (Downy woodpecker), 1914 nucleotides. It is a transcript of the gene TENT5A, whose product is annotated as terminal nucleotidyltransferase 5A. Bases 284 to 1498 code for a protein of 404 amino acids. The record is from RefSeq and is a predicted model, not a curated record. Lineage: Eukaryota; Metazoa; Chordata; Aves; Piciformes; Picidae. The transcript is spliced from 3 exons. Gene Ontology annotation, biological process: mRNA stabilization. Gene Ontology annotation, molecular function: RNA binding; poly(A) RNA polymerase activity.
GACGCGGGCGCUGUGACUCGGAGCCCCGGAAGAGCGGAGAAACCCCGUAUAAAAACUACUGGGGACCUUUGCCGGGCAGAACUACGAAAGCUCCGGAGACGGCGGCAGCCUGCGGCGGCAGCCAGCGGGGCGGCGGGCGGCACGGGGCGGCCUCUGCCCCGGCGGGGGGCGCGGAAAGCGGCGCAGGCGGCGGCUGUGCAGGCACGGAGGGAGAGGGGCUCCGGGAGGGCAGCGAGGAGCCGCAGCGGUGCCAUCCAGCCCGGAGAGGCGGCGGCCGCGCACCAUGGCAGACGAUGAGCAGGCCGGCGGCAGCCCCGGCGGGAGUUACGCGGGCGGCUGCGAGAGCGCGCACUGCAACGUGCUGAGCUGGGAGCAAGUGCAGCGGCUGGACCGUAUCCUCAGCGAGACCAUCCCCAUCCACGGCCGCGGCAACUUCCCCACGUUGGCCAUGCAGCCCCGCCAGAUCGUCAAGGUAGUGCGGAGCCGUCUGGAGGAGAAGGGCAUCGGCUUGCGGGACGUGCGGCUCAACGGCUCGGCCGCCAGUCACGUCCUCCACCAGGAUAGCGGCCUGGGCUACAAGGACUUGGACCUCAUCUUCUGCGCCGACCUGAAAGGGGAAGCCGAGUUUCAGACUGUGAAGGACGUGGUCUUGGACUGCCUCUUGGAUUUCUUACCCGAGGGGGUGAACAAGGAGAAGAUAACGCCGCUCACCCUCAAGGAGGCUUAUGUGCAGAAAAUGGUCAAAGUAUGCAAUGAUUCAGACCGGUGGAGUCUCAUCUCCCUGUCCAACAACAGCGGCAAGAAUGUGGAGCUGAAAUUUGUGGACUCUCUGAGGCGGCAGUUUGAAUUCAGCGUCGAUUCCUUUCAGAUCAAGCUGGACUCCCUGCUGCUUUUUUACGAGUGCUCAGAGAACCCGAUGACUGAAACUUUUCACCCAACUAUCAUUGGCGAGAGUGUCUAUGGGGAUUUCCAGGAGGCCUUUGAUCACCUCUGCAACAAGAUAAUUGCCACCAGAAACCCGGAAGAAAUCAGAGGAGGUGGUCUUCUGAAGUACUGCAACCUUUUGGUAAGGGGCUUUAGGGCUGCCUCGGAAGCUGAGAUUAAGUCCCUGCAGAGAUACAUGUGUUCCAGGUUUUUCAUUGACUUCUCAGACAUUGGAGAACAGCAGAGAAAGCUGGAGUCCUACUUGCAGAACCACUUUGUGGGACUGGAAGACCGCAAGUACGACUAUCUCAUGACCCUUCACGGUGUGGUGAACGAGAGCACGGUGUGCCUGAUGGGACACGAGAGGAGACAGACUCUGAAUCUGAUCACCAUGCUGGCCAUCCGGGUCCUAGCCGAGCAGAACAUCAUCCCCAACGUGGCCAACGUCACCUGCUAUUACCAGCCGGCCCCGUACGUAGCAGAUGCCAACUUCAGCAAUUACUAUAUUGCCCAGGUUCAGACGGUGUUCCCUUGCCAGCAGCACACGUACUCCACUUGGCUGCCCUGUAACUAAGGACUUGAAAUCAGCAGACCCCGGUGGGGAAGCCCCGUUUGGUGAGGCGCAGGAAGGGGCCGUGUGCCCCCUUCGCCGUGGGGGUGGUUUUGUGCAAUGAUGAUCUGCUCUAGGGCUCGAGCUUGAGAAAAGCUUAGCGCGGGUCUCCUCCGUGAACCACGGGAGCACGAUCGAGAGAGAGCCCCCCAGAAUAAUUGGAUCCUACCCCAGAGAGCACAAGAGGCCUGUCAUUAAAAGCAACCAGCUUCCCCUGCAAAGAAAUGAGGGAGGAUGCUUGAUGACAAUAUGGGUUGGCAAUGUCAGCUCCCAUAGCUUUGGCAUAGAGAAGGUGGGAAAGCCUUAUUUUCUUUCUUGGGUGUUCUUAUUUUUUACUCUUACUCUAGAAUGGGAUCUGCAAAAAAAAAAAAAAAAAAGGG